Messenger RNA from Sinocyclocheilus rhinocerous, 934 nucleotides. Its product is annotated as angiotensin-converting enzyme-like. The coding region runs from base 1 to 903 and encodes 300 amino acids. Gene Ontology annotation, biological process: proteolysis. Gene Ontology annotation, cellular component: plasma membrane. Gene Ontology annotation, molecular function: peptidyl-dipeptidase activity; metallopeptidase activity. The transcript is spliced from 7 exons. The record is from RefSeq and is a predicted model, not a curated record. Lineage: Eukaryota; Metazoa; Chordata; Actinopteri; Cypriniformes; Cyprinidae.
AUGAAGUACCAGGGAUUGUGUCCACCUGUACCGCGCACUGAGGAAGACUUCGACCCUGGUGCGAAGUUCCACAUCCCAGCUAAUGUGCCCUACGUCAGGUACUUUGUGAGUUUUGUAAUCCAGUUCCAGUUCCACAAAGCCCUGUGUGAAGCCGCCGGUCAGCCAGCUCCGCUCCACAACUGUGACAUCUACCAGUCCAAAGAAGCAGGGAAACUCCUGGGUGAUGUGAUGAAGAUGGGCUUCAGUAAACCCUGGCCCGAAGCCAUGACUUUGAUUACUGGCCAGCCCAAAAUAAUGAAGUACCAGGGAUUGUGUCCACCUGUACCGCGCACUGAGGAAGACUUCGACCCUGGUGCGAAGUUCCACAUCCCAGCUAAUGUGCCCUACGUCAGGUACUUUGUGAGUUUUGUAAUCCAGUUCCAGUUCCACAAAGCCCUGUGUGAAGCAGCCGGUCAGCCAGCUCCACUCCACAACUGUGACAUCUACCAGUCCAAAGAAGCAGGGAAACUCCUGGGUGAUGUGAUGAAGAUGGGCUUCAGUAAACCCUGGCCCGAAGCCAUGACUUUGAUUACUGGCCAGCCCAAAAUGUCAGUCCAGCCUCUGAUGGAGUAUUUCCAACCGCUCAUCGAGUGGCUUGAAGAGGAGAACAAAAAGAACGGUGACGUCCUGGGAUGGCCAGAGUACGAUUGGACGCCUUACAAAAUCGCUUCAGUGAUGGAAGAGAAGCCGAAAGCAGUCAGUUUCCUGGGUUUGAGUGUGGAUGAGGCAGGUGCUGUGGCGGGACAGUGGAUUCUCCUGGUUCUGAGCAUCGUCUUCCUGCUUGGCAUCAUCUAUUUAGUCUACAGAUACAGGAAGACUAAACGCUUACAGGACAAAUCAAUGUCUCAGAUGGAGCUCAAGUAAAAUCCUUUAAAUAGGAAUACAUUCUAUUCUU